Zasmidium cellare ATCC 36951 is the source of this 1068-nucleotide messenger RNA. RefSeq lists its product as uncharacterized. The transcript is spliced from 5 exons. Gene Ontology annotation, biological process: G protein-coupled receptor signaling pathway; Rho protein signal transduction. The coding region runs from base 1 to 1068 and encodes 355 amino acids. Lineage: Eukaryota; Fungi; Ascomycota; Dothideomycetes; Mycosphaerellales; Mycosphaerellaceae. The record is from RefSeq and is a predicted model, not a curated record. Gene Ontology annotation, molecular function: G-protein beta/gamma-subunit complex binding; guanyl nucleotide binding; GTPase activity. Gene Ontology annotation, cellular component: heterotrimeric G-protein complex.
AUGUGUUUCGGAAGCGGCAACAAGGAGGACCCGGAUGCGAAGAAGAGCAAGGAGAUUGAGAAGCAGCUGCGGGAAGAUCAGAAGAGAUUGGCCAAGGAGGUCAAGCUGCUCCUGCUAGGUGCGGGAGAGUCUGGGAAGUCGACAGUCCUGAAGCAGAUGCGAUUGAUCCAUACGAAGGGUUUCUCGACUCAAGAACGGAAGCAAUGGAAGGUCACUAUCUUUCAGAACUUGCUGCAUGCCUUUCAAGUUGUGUUCGGCGCAAUGGAAGAGCAAGAGGUGGACUUUGCGGAAGAGGGUAACAUCCGAUUCGCGGAGAUUGUUGCGUCGGAUCCUGAUAUCGGCGCCGAUGAUCCAAUGCCGCUUGAUUGUCUUAACGCGUUCAAGAGCCUAUGGCGAGACGAAGGUGUUCAGCUGGCGAUAAAGAAGGGCAAUGAAUACGCCCUCCAUGACAACCUCACAUAUUACUUCGCGGACAUUGACCGAUUGUUUGCCAAAGAUUACCUCCCCACCGACCAAGAUAUCCUUCGCGCACGAUUAAGAACCACUGGCAUCAGCGAGACUAUUUUCGAGACCGGCAACCUCACCUACCGCAUGUUCGAUGUCGGUGGCCAGAGGUCAGAGCGAAAGAAGUGGAUCCACGUUUUUGAUAACGUGCAGGUGGUACUGUUCUUGGUAGCCAUCAGCGGCUAUGAUCACGUCUUAGUCGAGGAUCGCAAUGGCAACCAAAUGCACGAAGCGCUCAUGCUCUUCGAGAGCAUAGCAAACAGCAAGUACUUCGAGAAGUCCGCCCUUAUCCUCUUUUUGAACAAGAUCGAUCUGUUCCGCGACAAGAUUCAGUCAGGAGCUGCCCCCAUUCGAGAACACUUCCCCGACUAUACUGGCGGCGACAGAGACGUUGAAGCUGGACAGGAAUUCUUUGCACGAAAGUUCAGGAAUCUCGUGAGAGAUCCCGAGAAGGAUGCCUAUGUCCACUUCACCAACGCGACCGACACCAAUCUCCUCGACAAGACUAUGAAGAGCGUGCAGGACAUGAUUGUGCAGCGGAACUUGCACAAUCUGAUGCUGUGA